AUGGAGGCUGAUUGUGGUGGUCAAGAUGGAGGAUUUCCUUCUCCUCCAAAUAAAACCCCUACUGCAGUUGCUGAGAAUGAAGGGCUCAUAGGGGGUACAUCUGAGGAAAGAAACAGUACAGGCCAUAAGGGGAAGAGUGUGGAUAGACCUGAAUCCAGAUCAUCCAAUUUGGGGGAGGGAUUUUCUACAGAUAAUAUGGACAACGAUAUUAUUACCAGUUCUGAUCCUCAAUUGGAGCUGAAGACUACUCAAGCAACACAGCAGGUUGUUGAAGAAGUGACAGUGGUGCAUAAAAGAAUAUUACCUGAGUCUAUAGCAGGGAAAAAGACCUGGAAGAGAAAUACAAUUAAUGCAAGCAGAAUACCUAAAAAUGGCACAGAUUCUGCUAUGGGGGCAAGUGAGCUGCUACCAGGUAUUGACAGAAGCAUUAUGUGGGUUAGGGAUCUGAUGAAUGUGGAAGGGGACAAGUGGGAUUAA
Molecule: messenger RNA, 477 nt
Organism: Striga asiatica
Lineage: Eukaryota; Viridiplantae; Streptophyta; Magnoliopsida; Lamiales; Orobanchaceae
Source: the annotation of a GenBank genome assembly